This is a messenger RNA of Porites lobata, 16097 nucleotides long. Lineage: Eukaryota; Metazoa; Cnidaria; Anthozoa; Scleractinia; Poritidae. The record is from the annotation of a GenBank genome assembly.
AUGGGUGCAGUGUGCACUGCUGAAGCUAAACACUGGGCUCUGAUUGUAGCGGGCUCCAAUAGUUGGUAUAAUUAUAGACACCAGGUAAGUUGAAAAUCUAUUCAAGCUUAUUUCUGUUGGUCAGUCCUAGCGCAGUGCAUGAAGCUCUAGUAUCAAAAAAUUAAGGUAAGGCUCUGAUCAGCUAAGCAUUAAGAGGAAUUCACUUAGGUAAAAAAGAUUAACCUUGACUUACAUGUACGACGAGCGCGACCGCAUUCUACAUUCCAGCCCGGUCGAACGCUUGCAACUCAAUCAGGGAAGGUAGAACGAUAGGAAAACGUGUUCCACUUCUACUUCUACCACUAACUUUUCGGUCUAAUGUGGAAGUUUAUUAAGUGUACGUGUUUUGAAUGUAUAAGAGGAGGGAACUUCCAGAAUUUUAACACUGGGAUCAUCUAGAUUCUUUAAUAUGCAGUCUCUGCCCACGUUCAGAUUGUGGAACCGGUAAACCGUGGAGCUUGCUUACGAACCGUUUAAAAAAAAAAGCUGUGGAAUGAACUUGCGGCUUUAUAUGAAAAUCAGUACAGAUUUACUUUUUUACUGACUACAUGUAAGUUUUCCCGUAGAAUUAAAUUUAAUUGAUGUUAAUGCAUUCAAAAAGAUCUCUUCUUUUGUUCUUUUUCUAUUCACUGAAGUUUUCUCUCAACCGGCCCCCACCUUCUAACCAUUAAGUUACUUGCAUUUUGGCCCUGCUAUUUUUAACAUAUUAGUAAUGAAGCAGCUGAUGAUCACAAGAUGUUUUUGAACUAUAAUCCUGUAUGACCUCAGUCAAGUGCUGUAAUGCUUUCUUCGGUAUUGUGUUCUGUAAAAAUGACCCCGAAGUUUUUAAUUGCAGUGAUCGACCUUUUUGUCAGUGUCUACAUCUAUGACAAUAAAAUUUAGGGCAUUGAUGAAAUGACUCUCUAAUGAUCUGAUAUUAAUAAUAAUAUUAUCAAUAUUAGUAUUAAUGAUAAAAGUAUUACACUUGUACCAAUGGCAGUGACCUUAGUCUUGGAGGCACACUUUGAGGCGCAUGCUGUUGUUAUUGUUAUUGCAAGUGGCCCGUCAAGUAUUCAAGUGACAUGAUGCUCUCUUUACAGACACGACUUGCAUAAAAUGCCCCAUAUUUGGGAUGCAGAGACCUGUUUUCAGACAAAUUUAGACAAUUUAGACUGUAAUUUAAUGAUAAAUCUUGGAUGUCAUAAUGCUAUCAUUACACUUGAAAUAAUGGUGGAGUAGAGAGAUAUUUAAUCUGUACAAGUGGCAUAUAAAGUAUUUAAGUGGUUUAUUGCUGUCUUUAAAGAAAUUACAUUGUAUCAAGUUUUGUGCUCUGCAUUUGGUGCACAGAGACCUGUUUCUGAUCAUCUGCGACGGGAUUAAUAAUUAGUUUAUGAACAGUAAUUAAACGUAAAUGACAAGAGAGUUAAGUGAGGGCUUAGUCGUGUAUAUUAAUGAAAACAUACUUUCUGCAUGGUUUAUUUGUAUUUUAAUUGAAGUUCAGCAAAAAAACACUUUUGGUUUUUUUGAAAGUAAAAUUUUGCCAUGGAAAAUAAAACUUUUAUUUACAAUGAAUUAUUACCUUUCAGUUUAUGAAAAGAAGUGUAAGUCAUUUUUAAUACCGCAAGCCUUCAUUUUUCUUUCAUUUUGUGGUCCAGGGCAAUCUUAUGACUACCCUGUGAGCAGAGACUACAUGUAACUUUUUCACACUGUGAAAUCCACCAUACAUGUAUAUUUGACUGAAAAUACGUACUGCAGUACAUUCAAUACAACAUUUUGAAGGUUCAGAGAGAGAACGUGAGAGAGAGAUUUUUUGUGUAGUAUGUAUUCAGAUGUGAAGGCGUGUACAGGGUGGCGAAGCAGUCGACCCCUCAAACUCCUCAUAUGGAGGUCGGGGGUUCAAGCCUCGCCUGUCACGUUGUUCCCUUAGACAAGGAACUUUACUAAACUUUUUCUCUCUUCACCUAGAUGUAUAAAUGGGUACCAGCUACAUACGGCAAGGGGAUAACCCUGCGAUGGACUAGCAUCCCAUCUAGUGGGGAGUAGCAAUAUUCUUAGGCGUGCUUCAUGCUAAUGAGACCGGGAUAAGCUCUACUGGCUGUUUGGGCCUUUGACUCGUGUGCACCUUUACCUUUUAUGUAUUCAGAUGUGAUUUUACCAUCCAGUAAUAUCAGAAUUAGACCUAAAAGUUUCCUUUUCUCACUGUGCUAGGCAGAUGUAUGUCAUGCCUACCAAAUUCUCCACAAGAAUGGUAUCCCUGAUGAGAACAUUGUGGUCAUGAUGUAUGAUGACAUUGCUCACAACAAAUUGUAAGUGUGGCAACAACAAAAAGGUGACAUAUAUUCAUGUAAGCUUUUUUUUUUAUUUUUUGGUGUUAACACUUUCAGCCCUAACAGUCAUUCAUGGCCAAAGGAAAAAAUCACACAAAAAAACAGAUUGAUAAUUAUUUUUCUUUUUGUGAAAUUUAUUUUCUGAGAAAUAAAUAGUACUGUGCAAAUGUUCUGCCAGGGAGGUUUAAAUUAUUCAAAUGGUAAUGCUAUAAGACUUCAUGCACAGAUUUAAAAUUAGAUUGACAGUUAAAUAUCAUUUAUCCUUAAAGUUAGAGUGAUUUUACUUAACCUGUGAAAUAGGUAGUAGAAUGCUAUGCACUAUUUUGCACUAAAUCCAUUGCCUUUGUAGUUUACCUCUUGCUACCUUGUACCUGUAUUUUGUACUAUUUGUUGGCACACUGAACAUCAAGUAAAGGAUCACUUUAUUACAACUUUAUUAAGUUAUAGUUAGUUUAGCACUGAAUGAUUCUGGAAAGAUAUAAAGAUUCAGAUUUGUGCCCUCUUAUGUUUUUGUUCCCAGCAAUCCAACACCUGGAGUCAUCAUCAACAAGGUACAUUAAUACUUUCAGUUUGAUACUAUAAAUUGAACAUUUUAGUGACCACAGAAGGGCUGAAUUUAGCCUGCACCACAGAUGGAACAAAACUUCUAGGCUGGGGUCAAUUUAAUGAACUAAAGCCAAUUUAGUGCAAUUAAGUGCUUUCAGACUCUAAAACAAUGGCUACACUUGUAACUUUUGUAAAAGUUUUAUUAAAUUGAACCCUGGUUAAGAACAUCUACAAAGCAGCACCAAAAUCCUUGUUUUGGGCCACACUUGUGUACCAGAAUUUGAUUAUGUACCGCCUGUUAAAAAAAGGCAUUAGGGAAAUUUGAAAUGCAUUUCCUUGAGUCCACUGGGGGCUCAGAACAAGGACAUAAAUUCUACUAAGCAGGGUUAGAUUAUGCCUGCAACACAGGCUAUAAGGCUGCAUUAAUCCAAGAGUAAUAAUAAUAGUAAUAAUAAUGUAUUAUGUUCAAAGUUAUAAUAAAUUAUUACAGUAAUUCAUUACAUUGUUAUGUACAGCUGUAUUGUAUAACCGUAGACAAAAGAAGCGCAGGGCAGAUAGUCUCAUACUAACUCAUGUUAGUUUAUGCUUACAAUAAUUUGUAUAUGGUGGUUGUAGUUAGCAGUGCACAGGCUUCCUGCUGUAUGUUUGUGCGUGCCUGUCCUUAUGCUGGUAAUGUUUAUCAUUUGUUCCUUCCUUAAUUCUUUGGUUAAUUAUCCUCUCUUUCACUGAUAAUAAUAUUUAGUUUUUUUUUUUGUUUGAAAUCAGCCUGGGGGAAAAAAUGUGUACCUUGGAGUUCUAAGAGAUUACACAAAAGAGGUGAGAGUGAUUUUGCAAUAUCAGUAAAUGAAUACUAAGGUGCAAGUGGUCUAGGCCAUUUGGCAUUUUCUUGUGGUUGAUACCUGAACUUCUCUUUACAGAUUACCCACUAAGUAAGGAUGCAACUGGUAGUUCUUUUGAAUUCUCGUGGGAGAUGCCUAUCCUAUACACAGAUUACUCACCUAGGGUGCAACUUUUUUACCUAGGGAUGUAGGGCUCGGCUGCUGAGGAGAAGCUAAGCAGUCUUAACAUUGUUUCCCGGGGCAGUUUUAGCCAGCUGUAACCACUCUUCAGUCAGUGAAGUUCACAUGUAGGUGACAGCUGGCUCUUAGAAAAAUCCCUAGCAACUGGUAGGCCUGUUGAGUGCUGGUGGGUGAUGCCUGCAUUUUGCACAGGCCAUUUACCUAAGGUGCAAUUAACAACCCACAAACAUUCUCAUGAUUGUGGUUGAAAACAAUGUUGUCUUGGGAAAAUCAAUGCUUAAUAUAUUAUAUGCCUUUUUUUUAUUUUAAUCUGAAAUUUUUAAAGGAGGUGACUCCAAAAAACUUCUUAAACAUCCUGAAAGGAGACAAGGAAGCCAUGAAGGGCAUUGGCAGUGGUAAAGUGAUUGACAGGUGUGUAAAAUUUAGUUGAAAGGAAGUGAAAUGUGUAAAGAAAACAGUGGAAUCAUCCUCCAAUUACAAGCUUCAAUGGGAACAGCCCUACCCAAAACGGGACAGGCAGAAACUGGACUCAAACAGUGUAGGUCCUCAGGGCUGGAAAUAAUUUCUGGAGAGUCUUCGGACACGAUGACCAGCCAAAUUCAUUUUAGCUCGGUCAUGUAUCGUUUCUGGCCAGUCAAAUUUACAAGAUAAAUAACUCUUCAAACAGGGGCCCAUGAACCAAAACUGGCGUUAUAUAUUUCCAAAAAGUCGUUGCUUAGAGUUCAUAGAACUUUAAAGCACUCAUUGCCAAUAAUAAAAAUAAAUUAUCGUACACACUAAAUUUGUUGGGCACCUCCAAAUAUAAUGAUUUCUGUUCAGUGCGUAUCACGGUGUGAGAUCUUGAUCCUAGAACUCCACCAGUAAUCCGUGUUACUCCCCAUAACAAGGAAAGAAAUUUUUUUUUCCUAUCGAGAAAAUUAGCUAAUAAAAGUGAAAAUGUUUUCAAUUUUGUGACUGGAAGUGCAUGAACCCUGAUGUCUGUUUCAGGUGCAAAUUGUAAACAACGGUUCUAGCUGCAUUUCACCCUGGAUUUCAGAUCAAAGUUCCGCAAUACACAGUGACUCACUACAUACGGAUAAUAACUGAAACCACUGAACAGCACGAUCAGAUAAUUAUGACUGGUCAACAUGACCGGCAAGACAAAAGGUUGACCGGUCAACUCUUCAAUCAGUCCAUCGACCGACCAUUAUUUUGAGCUCUGGUCCCUUGUAGCCAACUGCGGCCCAUACCCAAUCCCACAACCUAUGGCAGACAAACAAAGGAGCAAAGCUGUUCUCUAACGGCACCCAGUGGCCCCUUGUUCCAAACUUGUGCUCCUGGGUGACUAGAAAAUUUUAGUUUUCUCACAGGAAGUAACUGUUAUGCCAGGCACCCUGAAAUUUAGCAGGUUCAGUGCACAGGCUCCCUUUAAUUUUUCUUGGAGUGUAGGCUUUGCUUGCAGGGGUGGACUUUGCCAGAGAUUUGUUACAUUCUGGGUGGGUCUUUGACAUCUCAAGUGAAUCAGAUCUUUGACUUUGUUACUGAAUCAUUCAUUUUUUAAUUGGUUUAUUUCUUAGUGGACCCAAUGACCAUGUUUUUGUCUACUUCACUGAUCAUGGUGCACCAAAACUUAUUGCUUUUCCAGACAGCGUGGUAAGUUGAACUAAAAAGGAAAAUAAAAUAAAAUAACAAUAGUAAUAAUCCAGGUGAACUUAGUCCUGAAUAGGACUGUUGUUGUUGACAGUGACUGACGUUUCGACAACCCGUGCAGUAGUCAUCUUCAAAGUGAAUUGUAUCACGUCAGUUGAUGGUAUUCAACUCUGGUUAUUGGCUUUAUUGGUCAAUUAAGUCACGAUGUUAUUGGUCGUCUGUUAGUUAAGCCAUAAUGUUAUUGGCUAUGAAGACUCGUAAUGUCAUUGGUACAAUUAAAUAAUUAUAAUAAUUAUUAUUAAUUAAGUGUACAGUAACUGUCUGUCAUUUUUUUCAAAGUUUUUGUUGUUUGUAGCUUGAACUGGGGUAUCAGUGCUUGGGAUACAUUAUGCUAGACAGUGUUUACAGUAUUUAAGGUGUUGAAGUACAUAACUGUUAAUUUUUUCACUUUUUUUCUAGCUCCAUUCACAAGACUUGUUAGAAGCCAUCAAUUAUAUGCACAAGAAUAAGAAGUUUGCCAGGGUAGGGAAAACACGUACUUACAGUUUGUACAUACUGUAGAGGGGGUUAUCCCUUAAUGGAGCUGUUUUGGCUUGUGUCAAGUGCUAACAUCCUUGUGUGCCUCCAAGUGUGUCAGGGUCUGACUCCCUCUCUUGCACUAAUCCCCUUUGGGUCUUGGCCACACAUCCAUCUCAGGGCCCCCCACUGCAUGACCAAUAAAUUUUGUUCUUUUAUCUGCUCCGCAAUCAGCCACUGCCCUGCUUGUCUCCACAGGUCUUCACUUCUGAUUAUUCUGGGCCUCCCAAUCCUCAGGUUGCUCAGUUUGUUCUCAUGCUCAAUGGUGUGGAAAUUAAACUGCAUGCAACUAUCAAGCAUAACCUGCAUAAAUAAAACACUCUUCUGCAGUACUCUAAUGAUAGUGACUUUCUUAUUACAGGAAUUCCAUAGUGCCACAGUUUUCCAUAUAUAUAAGUUAAAGCAAUUUAUAUCAUGUUAAAUAAAAAUCAAAGUUAACAUUGACAUGGCACUGAAUAAUAAUCUGACUUGAGUUCUGUUACUUUUUAAAAUUUAUUCCUGGCCACUAGAUGGUGUUUUACCUCGAAGCAUGUGAAUCAGGCUCCAUGUUUGUGAAACUUGAAAAAGAUAUCAAUGGUAUGUUCACGUCCAGUCUGCAUUAUUAUAAUGCAAUAUUUUUAAAUAAUGCACCUGCCCUUAAUAUUACUCUAAAAGCAUUUAACAGUUGUCAGUAGUGGCUGCUUUUCGCAGGCUAGUUCAGUACAGUGCGAAAAAGUGUAGCCUCUGCUCAUGGGGUAGCUGGCCUUAAUAGUGCUUGUCAGUACUAUAGGCUGGUCUGAUAACCAGCUAGAAGAUUAGGCAACUUAAGUGAAGAAAUUUGAUUGUUUCAUUGGCAUUUUCAUAGUAUGCUGAGCCAUUAAGUGCCUUAGUGCUGAUGUUCUAUUAAUUAUUUUCUCUCAAGUUACAAUAAAACAACUUACAUAAUUUAUUAUCGUGAUUUCUCUCUGCUGGUUAGCAGUCCUCAAAAAUCCUUUCUAACAGCUUUGUACAUCUUUCAAGAUUGCUGUAUAUCUAAUUUAUAUUUUUACGUACAUGAAAAUUAGCCAGUCAGAAACAGGGCUGAAAUAUUUUGAAUAACAUAUUUUAGUUAUAAAUAAUUCAAACUAUACCUUAAGUAUAUUUUCCCAGAAAUUGCUUUUUCUUUCUUUUUUUUUUUUGCUCUGCUAGUGUUUGCAACCACAGCUGCAAAUCCUCAUGAAUCCUCUUACGCCUGCUACUACAGUAAGAAAUACCAGACAUAUCUUGGAGAUGUGUACUCUGUUAAAUGGAUGGAAAACUCUGACAAGGUAUUUUUUAACAAAAAAAGAUAUACCGGUAUAUUAUAAAUAAUAUUAAAUUUCUUGUUUCAACCAUGAACCAUGUACUUUAGGGUUGUUUGAAUUCUUCUGCAGUCAGACUGCAUUGCUUGAAUCACCAAGAAUGCUCCAAAAAGCGGUAAGUCUUGCUUGCUUGGAGAUUGAUAAGAAAUGAGGAAGCAAUUAAUUCUACACGAAACAGGGUCUCCUUGCUAAAAGUUUCUCAUGUCCUAUAUGUACCUUAUCGAUGGUCGAGUAUUCUUCAGGGUCCAGUUGUUCAAAUGCUGGAUAGCGCUAUCCACCGGAUAAAUUACUAGAUCCUGAGUGGAUAAAUAUUAGGGAAACCAAUUUGCCCUAUCCACUGGAUAGAGAUUUAUCAAGUGGAUAGCAUUAUCCACCUUUCAAACACUGGGCCCAGGAUAAUUAUUUACUUUUUAUAUCGAACUUGAAAAUUUUUUUCUGAAUUAGCUGAGUAUGCACGUAUAAACACAAAAAUCGAGGGCCUUGACUUGAGAGAAAUUACAUCAUUGCCAAAGAACGAAAACUUAGUGGACAUGACGCGUGUCAUUUCAACCAUCGCUGAAAAAAACUGCAUGCUCAUCACAAGACUGAUUGGCAGAGAUGACAUUUGUAAUGAUGUCAUUACCCUGGCGCUGAUUGGCGGAAAUCUGAUGCAUGAUAGCUCAGUUGACAGGGAGCCACGGGGAAUUGGAGGUGGAAUUCAAAUUCCAGAGAUGUAGUUGCGAAGCUCUCCUUCCUUAUCCCACCCUGCCACUAAAGCACCCUGCCAAGCUUGCUCUCAGGCUAACCAGCUAGCCUUGCUUUAGUCUUGUUACUAAAGCAAGCAAGACUAAAAAUUCUAAUUCCAAACACAGGGUUACAUGGCAAGGCCCCAAGUGCCUCCCGGCCUAAUAUGCCACAUUCUUUGGUCCUUUGAUUUACAAUGUUUACUAGGUGGUUUUCCAGAAGAAGUAUCUUGGUUUUUAUCGGAAAUUAUUAACUAGAAGGGCUAUUUAAUAAUAAUAAUGAUGAUGAUGAUUUGAAGGUAGCACAUCCACAAAGUGGUUCUUCAUCUACCUGAUUCCUGAUCAAAUUGGAAUUUGGAAAUGUUGGUUUUUGAGGAGAGGGGAAAUCCGGAGUACCCGGAGAAAAAACCUCUCGGAGCAAAGGAGAGAACCAACAACAAACUCAAUAUUCCCACAUUUGGCGUCGACACUGGGAUAUGAACCCAGGCCACAUUGGUGGGAGAGGCGAGCGCUCUCACCACUGCGCCAUCCCUUGUUCCCCACCACCACCCUGUCAAAAGCAAUAUUUUUAUCCACCAAUGCUGGCCCUUUUUGCAUACCUUAACAUGUUGAUCUGUUUGUUUCUCUUUGGGAACAUCCAACAUCCUGAUCAUGUCAGGGAUGAUAAUUAUUAUGUCUGGACAUUUUGCAGGUUGAUCUCAGUGAGGAGUCUCUUUUGAAGCAAUUUGAAAUUGUUAAAAGGGAGACAAAGACCAGUCACGUUGAGAAAUAUGGAGACAUGGUCAGUAAACUUAAUAAUAUUUGAGAUUUUCAUCUGUUGAUGGAAGACAGGCUGACUUAAUAGAUGUCACAACUGUGUUCAUAUUGAUGUUCAGUCACCCAUAAUUGAAGGGGUGCAUGGCUCAAGUAGAUUAAAAGGAGACUCUCACUUUUUCUUUCAGAAGUAGCUUGAGGUUUUAUUCCAGGUACAUGUACCUCCUCAAAAGUCUUCAGUGCACUCUGUUUUAAAAUAUUGCUUAAGUUUAUGAUGAGAUUUUCUUAGCAGUCAGUAAAAUUUACGAAUAGUGAAAAAAUUAUGAAUCUGAGUUCUAGAUGGGACACUCUAACCACUGAUCGAGCUACUGGAACUCAAUGGUGAGGUCAGGAGGGUGGAACCUACUGAUGUCACUCUUCUGGUGCAUUUCUGAUAUUUUUUGUUCUAAAACACGGUAUGAUGGCCAUCGUAAAAUGGAUUGACUUCCUAUAAAGAGAUUUUUACCAAUUAUAAUUGAUGAUCAAUCAAGUGGGUCAAUCUGAUUAUUUCUGAUGAUUGAUUACGAAAUCUCAGCCGAAAACAUUCCCCAAAACAGUCAAGCCUCCCGUCCAGAUUAGUCAGAGAAAAUGGUUGUACAUGUAUCUUACUGUUUUGAAAUUUUCUAAUUUGCAAUAUUUUACAGGCAUUUGACCAUGAAGACAUAGAUGACUAUCAAGGUGAUGGACAAGGGAAAUCUUCUGGAAUCACACCAGAAGAGUACAGAAGUGAACCAAUUGUAAGUCAAACACUGUAAUGACAUUAUUGUAUCAUUAUGCAUUAUGAUAGUUAUUAUUGAUCAAGCUUGUUUGGUGAUCAUCAUCAUCAUCAUGUCUCAUCACACCAGUAGGUCCAUAGGCCUCCACGCUGCCUGACCAACACGUUCUUUCUCGUGCAACUCCUUAGGCGACUUUCCAGUUCUUCCACCCUGCUUUGUUUUGCUCUUUUUUUUGUUUUGGUCAAGAUUUCAGAAAUUCUGAGUAUCGGUCAAAUUUUGUUGUCUGUGUGGUUUGUGUCAAAGUCCAUUAAAACAAAAAUAUUCAGCCAUCAUGUCAUUGACCAACAAACUGUGAACAAAUCGAUGCUUUCUUGUGCAACAAAGCUGGCAGUCCCAAGUCGGUGGGAGACCAAUCUCACCCUUUCAGGAGCCAAUCAGAAUGGAUUGAAGAUUCACUUCAUCUCUUCCUGUCACAUAGUCAGUCAUUAUAGAGCGUUUUCAUUCACGUGGCCAGCAUCUAUGCAAAUUUAUGGAAGCAAAAGAAAUUGUUUACAUAAGAAGAGUCCCACUCCCACAGGAUCUGUUUGGAACUCCAACAUAGCUGCCUUGACGUCAUGUGAAAACGGUCUAAAUCAGUUUAUUAUAUGGCUGAAAGAUGAAGCGAAUCCUGCAUUCUGAUUGGCUACCCAAGCCUGCUUGGGAUUUCCUGUGUUGGUCCUACAACUAAAAGUUCUUUUUUUGGCCAUAUGAAGCAGGCCCGAAACGUUUGGAGAGGAACUCAAACCACAAGAAGGCACUUUUGUUUAUUAUUUUUUUGUUGAACAUUCCCUUAAGUGGAUUUUUUUUCCGUUAUUUGUUUGAUCAUAUAAUAAAUGAAUAGCCAACUUCAUACCCUGCAAUGCUUACCUACAUAUGGACUAACGAAGUUUGUUUGGCAAUUUUAGACGGAUGCUGUUCCUGCUCCAAACGUCCACCUUAACAUUCUCCAGAACAGGUUAAAAGAUGCAAAAUCUGAUGAGGAGAAACUGAGGAUUGCCAAAGAAAUAGAAGAUCUGAUUGAGGUGCGCGUGUAGUCUGAAUUUCAAUACAGUUGUUUCCUGUUUUGAGGAGUAUACCACACCCCUGUGGAUAUUGAACCCACCUUUGUCAUUUGUCACCAUUUUUGUCUAGUCUUGUAGCUGUUUAACCCUUUAAGUGCCAAGAGUGACAAACAUCAAUUUUCUCCUAACCAUAUUAAUACGCAAUCAAGAGGUCAUGAGAAUUGACAAAAUGAUCACCAAAGGAAAAAUGCGCUGAUCAUUUUUCAAAUUCUCCCAACUAAUUCAGUAAGGAAAUGUAUAGAGAUCAGUUUGGAGAAUUUAUAUGCAGCUAUUGGAGCUAAAAGGGUUAAGGAGGCCCUCUUGGGUGUGGUACGUAUGUCCCUACUACAGUGGAACCUCGAUUUAACAAACCUCUAUAUAAUGAAGUCCUCGGUAUAACAAACAAUUUUCUUCAGCCCAUCCAAAAUGACAAUAAAAUGUAUGGAACAGAACCUUGAUAUAACGAACCUUGAUUUAGCAAAAUCCUCGUUAUCACAAACACAAUCCAGAAAUGCAUAUGUAAAAUAACCUUCAUGUAACGAAUAAAUGUCAACAUGUGACCAAAGGUAGCUAAAGAUGAAUGCAAAACAGACCAAAGAGGAUAAAAUUUAUGUGUACAGUAGUUUUAAACAGAUUUGUUUGCCUGUUCUUCUGUUUCUAGUGCCGUAACUAUGUACAGCUAUGAAUUGUUCGUAUACAAAUGUUUAUUACAGAAAUUGUUCAGAUCGGGAAGUGCUGGGAGUUGGAAAUUAGUCAUUAACUAUACCUUGAUAUAACGAACAUUUUGCUUGUUUUCCCAUUAAAUCAAGGUUUUCAAUGUAACGAAUUCUCGAUAUAACGAACAAAUUUUUCCAGUCCCUUUUGCAAAUUGGCACUUCAUUAAAUCGACGUUCCAGUGUACAUUAUUUUAGGUACAAGUAUAAACUUUUUCAGAGCUAGGGAAUUGAUCAUAGGCUAUUUUCUGAAUUGCCCCAAGCGCUAGCUAGCUGUUUCAAAGCCAGGCUUAAAGUGCAAAGCCAUUAUGAAAAUGAUUUUUAAUUCACUCUCAUGCAAAUGAUUUUCACAAGAAGUUUUUGGAACUCGGAAAUGGCCUAGUAAAAGGUGGUUUUCACUAGCAACAGAGUCGGAGUCGGAGUUGUUAUCAGAAGUGUAGAGCUUAUGAUCUAGUGAAAACAGCGUUCCGAUUCUGCUUACAACUCCGUCGCUUACAUUCUGCUUAUGAUCUAGUGAAAACCAGAUUGUCGGGGUCAGAAGCAGAAGCAGAAGAACUGAACCAAUCACAAAGCGUGGGAACGUGCAUUGUGAUUGGUUCAUCCUUGUGCGUCUGCGUCCGACUCCAACAAUCUGGUUUUCACUAGAUCAUGAGCAGAACAUAAGCGACAGAGUCGUAAGAGGAAUUGGGAGAAAUGGAAACGUCCUGAUUCCUCUGACUCCGAUUACGUCGCUCUUAUGACUCCGCUUACGUCUCCGAUUUUAGACUUUCACUAGGUCAUAAGCGCUGUUACGACUCCGCUUAUGAUUCCGACUCAGUCGCUAGUGAAAACCAGCCUUAAAAGGGAUAAGGGCCUUGUAACUAACCAACUUUUUACUUACAGCUAAAGGAAGGUAUCCGCAGCACAGUGGAAGAGAUUGUGAAACACUGCACCUCUUCUGAUGAGCAGAUGGUCCGAGUUUUAAAAAAGCGUGCUGACCCUGAAGACCUGGUCUGUUACAAGAAAGCUGUCACAGCAUUUUCAGAAACCUGCUACAAUGUGGGAAAGGUCAGUUUCAUUCCAGUUGGGUGGUUUGGAUCAGUUGAAGAUUCAGGGAAACUACCCAGCUACCCCUCCCUGAUAAAUGCAACGUUUUGCCCCAAGAGAGAGGUUUUAAUGUUUACAUGUGGGUCUAGAAGAGGGGUAUCAGGGUACAAAGAAAGUCAGUUUUACAGAUUCCAAAUUCCAAGAUUCCAGAUUCCAAGAUUUUCCCAAUAGCAAAAUCCACUAGCACCAGGCUGUCCAACAUGGCUUUCUUUGUAAGCUGAUAAGGUGGGCAGUCUCUAAGAAUCUUAUUCCGAUUGUAUAAGCCACCACAAUGGUGAUGGCAGGAAAAAAAACGCUUAAAAAGUGAAUUUGAAAUUUUCAUGGAGUUGAAUUCUUGAGGGCCAUAUCCAAGUUCAGAAAAACAAAACAAUCAUCUUCAUCUUGUUCAUCCUGUGGAUUAAACAUGAAAUUAGCAGAUUUCAAGUCCUACAUGUAUAGUUUUGUAGUGAUCGCAUGGCAAAGAAAUGCACCUAAAACUGUGAUGCAUUUCGUUGUUUUGCUUAUUGAAAUUAUUAUUCCUUUUUGCAGCUGCCAUGUUGGUUAAGUAAGACCCCUAAUAAUUAUUUCACUGUUUGGUUCUGCAGUACAGUGGAAUCCCAGUUUUUCAAACCAUCUUGGGAAAGGCAAAUUUAUUCGAAUGAUCGAAAGGCUUGAAACAUUGGGCAUAAAAUUACAAUGUUUGACCAUUGAAGAGAAGUUACAUUAUACAUGUUUGUUUGAAUUAUUGGUCAUUUCAAAAAACCAAUGGUUCGAGAAAUCUGGAUUCUACUUUAUUUGUUGAGGAUUCAUUCUCCAGACCUUCAAUGUGACUGUGCUUUGGUUCUUCAAAAGUAAACUUGUGGCAAAGUGAUUAUACACAUGCAGUGCUGUAAUUUAACUACAUCAUUACAAUCUACUUUACAGAAUGAGCACGCCCUUCGUUAUGUAUAUGUACUUUCCAACUUGUGUGAGGAGAAGAUACCCGCUCAAAAGUAAGCUUAAUAUCUGUUGCUUAAGAUUGCUAAACUACAAAAACGACCACCAACUACGAACAUAACUAUAUUAUCCAAGAUUGAGUACUGAUUGUUUUAAAUCAUCUUUUAUAAAAAUAAUGGACUUAUUCUGGUGAUUUAGGUUUGUAAAUUCAUUGCUUUGAAUCCCCCGAUUCUCCAUUUUUAAUAACUUUUCAAAAAUUUUUCCCAUUAUAUUACUAAUUUUUCUAGAGUUUGUAACCUAAGAUAACAUAAAGUGCUGCCUCUUACCCCCCUCCCCCUCACACACACUUGUACACCCCCCUCCCCUUGCCCCCGUUUAUAAGGUGCAGCUGAAUAUUUCCAUAGAAACUGCAUGGUACAAAUUUCUAGUAAUAACAAUAAUAGUAAUAUAAGCCCAUCUACCUGUAAACAAAAGAAAUACAGAGGGUAUAGUACAUGGCUGCACUGAGAUACAAAAUUUCUCUUUGAGUGCUGAAAAAUAUUUCACAAUAUGCUAACUUGUGAAAUAGAAAUUUUGUGUCUCCAAGUGGCCAUGUAAUGUUUUAUUCGUUAUUAAUAUAAAUAAAAUAUUACAUCAAUGAAUACCAAACCAUUUCACUUUUAUAGUUUUUUUGCUGUGAAAGGCACGAUUUAUCAUGUAGCCAUAGCAACAGGGAUCUUUUCACGUGUGAAGAUAACAUGUUAUUUUCACAUGUCAAGCUAAAUUAGCAUGUUUUUGCACAAAAGCUUACCUGGUAUUUCAUUGGUGUUUAUAUAAGUGGCAGCUCCCCACAAAAAAAAAUGUAUUGAAAUAUGUCAUUUUGAAGCUGUAUUAAAAGCCACAGUAAAUGCAAAGCGUAUUUGAUCAGCAAUGCUUAAGGUUGUUUUGAAGCACUUUUUCUAUUAUGGUCAUAAGCCCCUUCAGUUGUAAGGGUCUAUGUAUAAGCUCAGGGCUUUUGAGUGGCAGUUUAUGGUAUGUACCUUCAUUUUGUUGUGAAUAAAGACAUUGUAUUAUUACAUUUCUUACGAUACUAAUGCUAUAUUUUCUUUAACAGGAUUGCAGCUGUCAUUAAGCAGCAGUGUGAGAUCCUGAUUUAGGCUGAGCAUGCGUUGAUGGACUCGUUACCAGUUACCAGAUCACGCAAUUUUAUUCUUUUCUACUUAAUGUCAGCAGUAGUUUUGUUUGAAUUAGAUCAAGUUAAAAAUAGAUCUUAAAUAAUAAAGACAGCUAAAAGUUGAAACAUUUAUAAUGACUAGAUAUUACUUAACCCUUUAAACCCUAACAUCAAAAUUCAAACUCUCAUUUGUUAUCCCUAUACGUUUUCAAUAGAAGUAGUGGGGAGAAUUUCUCGAAGUAUCAAUAAGAAUUGUCUUGUGUGAUAAUGUCCUUAAUUCUCAUGACCACUUUGUUUUAUAAAGCAGUGAUAAAUUACAAGGAGAAAUUUGAUGUUGAUCACUCUUAAUGCUUAGAGGGUUAAAUGAAGUCUAACCCAGGCCACAACUUAAACCAUUGGUUCAUAAGUUGGACAUUUACAUCACCUCCAACACAAACAGUUAUGUUAAUGAUCCAAAGCAAUCUUAGAAGGGCUGUUAAGAUUAAAAAUCCUGUUUUGGAUUGUUGACAUCUAGACUUCAUCCAAUAUUAUUCAAGAAGAGUAAAUGUUUCAUGUUAUUAUUAUUAUUAUUUUUUUAGACAUUUUUCUUUGUAUUUUCACGUUAUAAAGGCAUUUGGGUGAAAAAAAUUAAUGCAGAAAAAGCAUCUUGGUGUUGUGAUUAAUUAAGUGCUCAUUUUGUACAUGUAUUUGAUACAUGCCUGUUCUAUAAUUAAAAACAAUUAUAUUUACCACACAUAUUAAGCACUUUGUACAAAGCUUAAAAAAAGGUUAAACUUGAUGUAAAAAAAAAAAUUUAGUUAUAGGAAGGAUUUCAACACUCACAGGGUUUCUAAAACUCUUAUAAUCUUUUCCUUUGACCAGCUCACUUUUAAAUGUCUAAUCUUUCCCAGUAAGUAGGGACAGUGGCCCAGCUGAAACAGUUUGCUUUCUUAGGUACUGCUAACAGCUUUGUUUUCAUACAGAGAAAACCUCACCAAAAUGAUAAAAACAAGAAACAGAAAGACACACUCAGUUUCACUGUCAUUAAAUCCAGUUGUUCAAUUUAAUUCCAAUGCCAGGCUGUCACUGAUUCUCUACUUGGAAACUUGGAAAAGUUGACAUUUUCUUGUGUUGAUGACAUAUAUGUUCUGUGUUUCUGUCAAGAAAUGCAUGGUGUAGCAGGGGCUUCCAUUUUUGAUAUAACAAAAGUUUUACACAGCAUCUUGUCUUUUCAACAUACCCAAAACUGAGUACAACUUGCCUUACAAUAAUCAUUCUACUGUCAUUGUUGAUAUGACCAGUUGAUUUCUUAAUAAUGGACAAGUGAAGAGAUUAACCUGAGUAAACACUUAAGGUUAAUUAGUGAUGUUUGUGUUAGGCAUUCAGAAUUAAAAUUGUAAAUAAUUAUAUUUUCCAGUCCAGGCUUUGUGUCAUAAUGCAGCACUACCCAAUUUGCAUCGCCCAAAUGUAGUCAUAACAGGGAUCCGCAGUAAAAGUAAUAGAGUUGU